Molecule: messenger RNA, 2109 nt
Organism: Psilocybe cubensis
Lineage: Eukaryota; Fungi; Basidiomycota; Agaricomycetes; Agaricales; Agrocybaceae
Exons: 3
Coding region: 1-2109 (702 amino acids)
Source: RefSeq, a predicted model, not a curated record
AUGUCGUUCUCAGACUACAUAAAGGAGGUGAGAGCAAUGUAUGUUCAGGCCGCUGUGCAAUCUGGAUUAUCGCCCCUAUGCGACGUUUGUCAAAACCUGGAUCUAUGGAAAACAGAGAACCGCCCAGAUUUCAAAUACUCGCUCGGACCCUGGAAGGAGAUUGAGCGCAAAGCUACUGUGUCGGGUCCUCGCUGCCCUUUUUGCGUGUUCAUGUACCCUAUAAUCAUGCGAGAAUAUAACCUUGAGCAGAAUCCAACUGUCUACAUCGAAUGGAAGAAGGAAGGAGGGUUCUUCAUGUUUACCCGUGGGCGGAAUAUCAGUUUUUUGACUGGACACACUCCUGGGUCGCCAUAUGGAUUCGCUCGCACAGUUGAACCCAGCAUUGAUCCUGGUCUUGUUAAGAAGUGGAUCACCCUCUGUGAAACGCAACACGGAGGGUCGUGCACCCCUCGACGAGGGAUCAUUCGAACGUCGGAGGAGGGAGUAGGGGUCAAGGUUCUUAGACUCGUGGAUACGGAAACUAACUGUAUCGUAGAAGCUUCCGGGGACCCUCGAUACCUCGCCCUCAGCUAUGUAUGGGGUCCAGGUCUCCCUGCUAUCCGUUUGACGAAAAACACAGUGAAAGACCUUAGUGGAAAGGGCGCAUUUGACAGGCAUCGCGAUAUAAUCCCGAAAACAAUUCGGGAUGCCAUUGAUUUGGUCCACAUGAUUGGAGAACGUUACCUCUGGGUUGACAGUCUUUGUUUAAUCCAGGAUGACGAGGCGGAUAUGCUGGACGGAAUCAACCAUAUGGACCUCGUAUAUCAGUGUGCACUGGCUACAAUCAUUGCCUCUCACGGAGAACACUGCAAUGCAGGGCUACCAGGCGUACAUCCAGGUUCUAGAACGGUUUCUCAGAACAUUACUGAGGUACUACCUGGAAUAUCCAUGACGGAGACAGAAGGUGUUUAUGACUCAAUGAAAGGAGUAUACAGAACUCGUGGUUGGACACAUCAAGAACUCGUCCUCUCCCACAGGGCACUCAUCUUCACAGAAAACCGCAUCCAUUUCCGAUGCCGUGCUAACAGCUGGUGUGAAGACACUAUCUACGACCAGUUCCCUUUAGCCGUCAACGAGGUCCUUCACUCAGGCGGUGGAAUAGAAUUUAUGGAUGAUAAUGAAAACAGCCCUUUGUCAUCCUAUGUCAAACAACUCUUUUUAUACGUUGGUCGUAAUCUAACGAAGGAGUCGGAUACCAUACAUGGAUUCACAGGGAUACUACGAUUUUUGUCGGGCCGUUGCAAGACUGGAAUCAUUGAGGGAAUGUUCACGGCAGCAUUUGACGUAUGCAUUCUUUGCUGGAACAACUUUCCACGCGGCGUGAAUGAUGUAGGCCGUCGAGCGGGAUUUCCUAGCUGGUCCUGGGCCGGGCACCGUGGAAUGCGAGAUGGGUAUGGCCGCAAGUGCACGGACCCAGCGUCUGUUAACCAAUGGCUUCAAAAACAAACCUAUAUUGUCUGGUACGUUCGCAGCCCAGAAACGUAUGCGCUGGACCUAGUAUGGGACCUCGAAUCACAGGCAAAAUACGGGAUACCUGAGGCUAGCGAUAUCACAUACAGGCCAACUGCAGAGGACCCGUACGGGCGAUGUGCAUCGGAAAUUCAAGCACAUGGAAAUCAAACCAAGCCGAGAAUUGGAAAUAGUCAGAGGGAUCUUAUCAUCCGAGCGGAAUUGGACAAGAGAAAAUACCACUUCAUUCACUUCUUUGCGUAUACGGUCCGCGCCUAUGGCUUUGGACCUCCACCGCAAAGCUCGGACUGGGCAAUGGUCCACCCACUGUUAGACCCCCAAAGGCGUCAGAUCGGGUCUAUCAAGUUUGAUAUUCAGACCAAACCUGAGAUGAAGAAAAACAAACAUGAGCUGGUCAUGCUCUCAAAGAUGGAUCAGUAUGAUGACUUCUUCAAUGACACGAUUACAUUUGAGAGGCCUUUUUAUUGGGUUAUGCUGAUUGAAUGGGUUGGUACGAAGAAGGUUUUAGCGGAGAGGCGAGGUAUUGGGUUAAUUUUUCAAGAUUGUAUGGAAUAUGUUCUUUCUCCGGGAAAGGUAUGGAAGGAAAUUGUUCUGGCCUAG